AUGCUUCCUCUUGAAGGAUAUUCUGGUACUGCAGCAGCCAAGGGUCAUCCUGAGCAGGUUUGCAAACUUUAUGAUAUCCUCGUAAUAGGGAAUGAUUCUAAGCUCAUAUCAAGCUUAGUUGCUAACUUGAAUAGCAAAUUUGCUCUCAAAACUCUUGGAACAGUGCAGUACUUCCUGGGGUUUGAGGUAAAGAGAAAUGAUUUUGGUUUACUGCUGUCCCAGACCAAAUAUGCACAUGAUCUUCUCCUUAAGGCAGGAAUGGCAGAUUCGAAGCCUUGUUCCACUCCCAUGGCUACUGGUCUUCGACUUGGCAAGGAGGAUAGUAAGGUGUUUGAACAACCUACACUGUAUAGAAGUGUCAUUGGUGGACUUCAAUAUCUGACACUAUCUCGGCCAGACUUAGCUUUUGUUGUCAAUAAGCUCAGUCAAUUUUUGCAGCAGCCCAUUGAAGCUCACUGGACAGCAUGUAAAAAAAUCCUUAGAUAUGUCAAGGGAACAUUGCAGCAUGGUAUUCUUUUUACCAAGAAACAGCCCUUUACUUUAGAAGCAUUUUCAGAUGCUGAUUGGGCUAGAGAUGAAAUUGAUAGGAGAUCCACCAGUGGGUACAAUGUAUUUUUUGGAGGUAACUUGGUCCAAUGGUCAUCUAGAAAACAGAAGGUAGUGUCCUUAUCUUCUACAAAAGCUGAAUACCGAUCUCUUAGUCAAACAGCCACUGAACUUGUUUGGAUUCAGAACUUAUUCAAGGAACUUGGCAUUCAUAUAAACAACACUCCCAUCAUAUGA
Pistacia vera is the source of this 783-nucleotide messenger RNA. RefSeq lists its product as uncharacterized. The transcript is spliced from 2 exons. The coding region runs from base 1 to 783 and encodes 260 amino acids. The record is from RefSeq and is a predicted model, not a curated record. Lineage: Eukaryota; Viridiplantae; Streptophyta; Magnoliopsida; Sapindales; Anacardiaceae.